Messenger RNA from Brachypodium distachyon (stiff brome), 483 nucleotides. RefSeq lists its product as uncharacterized. The coding region runs from base 1 to 483 and encodes 160 amino acids. The transcript is spliced from 2 exons. Lineage: Eukaryota; Viridiplantae; Streptophyta; Magnoliopsida; Poales; Poaceae. The record is from RefSeq and is a predicted model, not a curated record.
AUGGUGGUUGAGUCAAUGGAGAUAGACGAACCAGUUUUUGUCACUCGUCCUGUGCCGCCUUUGGCACAACCGAUAAUGUCCUACCUCAAGGAUGGGAGCCUCCCGAAAGAGGAAGUGUCGGCAAGGCAAAUUCAGAGAAGGGCAAAGGCAUACACUAUCAUCAAUGGUGAACUAUACAAGAGAAGUGUUACUAACAUCUUGCAACAAUGCGUUGAGCCGGCAGAAGGACAAGAAAUACUCCGGGAUAUUCAUCAGGGGGAAUGUGGUCAUCAUGCAUCCUCAAGAACAUUGGUGGGCAAGGCAUUCCAGCACGGUUUCUACUGGCCGAGUGCGCUACAAGAAGCAGAAGACGUGGUCAGGAAAUGCAAUGGUUGCCAGAGCGAGGUUGUUGGUGCCGGUACUCGGAGCGUCCGUCGCGGUGGAAGUCGAUUCGACCAGGAUCUCUUCAUCGACUUCCUCUUCGUCUUCCUCAUCCGCGUCUGA